AUGGCCGUCGUUUCCGAGCCCACUGUCUCCAACAAUGAGAUUUCCCAGAAAGUCAAGAACUCACAGGCGUCAUCCCACUCUCGAAGCAUAUCCUGGGUUAAAGGUAUCCUCUUCCACACGCAUCUUGACGACAAUGUCUGCAGCCAGAAUUAUGCUGGCAAAGGUACAAAAGAUGAUCCAUACAUUGUCGAUUACCUGAACAACGACCACCAAGACGCCAUGAAUUUUUCCGAUAGGCGAAAAUGGGCCAUCACCAUUUUCCAGGCCCUAUCCACGUUUGUGGUGACAUUUUCCAGCUCGGUAUAUGCGAGCGGCAUCGGAGGCAUCGAGCAGCGCUUUAAUACGUCCGAGGAGGUGGCAACACUGGGCUUGUCGCUUUUCGUGUUAGGUUUCGCCAUAGGGCCACUGAUAUGGGCACCUCUGUCAGAGAUGUACGGCCGAAAGUCCAUAUAUGUGAUUUCGUUCAUGGUGUACACUGCGUUCUGCGUGGCGGCGACCUGCUCGCCCAACAUCACGGCCUUGUUGGUUCUUCGCUUCUUUGCCAGCGCCUUUGGUUCGUCGGCAAUGACCAAUUCCGGGGGCGUCAUUGCCGACAUGUUCAACAAGACGCAGCGUGGAGUGGCGAUGGGGUUGUUUGUCAUGGCUCCUUUUCUGGGCCCUGCACUUGGGCCUAUUGCCGGUGGCUUUCUUGCAGAGAAACAGGGUUGGCGCUGGCCUCUCGGUUUAAUCGCUAUAAUGGCAGGUGUGGUCUCGAUGUUCACGAUGCUGAUCACCCCCGAAACAUACGCACCAUUCAUUCUGCAAUGUCGAGCGCAGGCCCUCUCCCGGAUGACAGGAAGAGGAUAUGUGUCUCGGCUCAAUGUGGGAAAGCCACCCAUGACCUUCUUGCAAGAGCUCUCGAUCUCUCUCACGCGCCCCUGGAUCUUAUUGUUCCGCGAACCUCUUGUCUUGCUGACGUCGCUGUACGUCGCUAUCAUCUAUGGCACACUUUACAUGUUCUUUGCCGGGUUUCCAAUCGUCUUUCAAUAUACUCGAGGCUGGAGCCAGGGCAUCGCCGGACUUCCGUUCAUCGGCGUCGCAAUUGGCGUCUGUCUUGCGACGCUAGCGGCCGGCGUGGACAACAAACGCUAUGUGCGUCUGUGUGAGGAGACCGAAGGAAGAGGAGACACAGUCGAGCCCGAAGUCAGACUAGGUACGGCCAUGGUAGGAUCUUUCGUGGUUCCGAUUGGAUUAUUCUUGUUUGCGUGGACGACGUAUCCAUCGGUGCACUGGAUUGUACCCAUAAUCGGUGCCGUCUUCUUCUCGUGUGGACUUGUCAUGGUCUUCAUCUCGCUGAUGAGCUACCUGGUUGACUCUUAUACCGUCUAUGCUGCUUCUGUUAUGGCGGCCAACUCAGUGGUUCGGUCCUUGUUCGGCACGGUGUUUCCGUUGUUUACCACCCAAAUGUACGAGAAGCUCGGAAAUCAAUGGGCGAGCUCCGUUCCUGCGUUUCUAGUUCUUGCGUGCGUGCCUUUCCCGUUUCUUUUCCACAAGUAUGGUUCGAAGAUACGCAGUAAGUGCAAGUAUUCACUCGAAGCAGCAAAGGUGUUGGAGACGAUGAGUCGCCGACAAGGCGCAAUAAUUGAAGAUGAGCCAAAUGAAUUGGAGAGGAAGGUUGAACAGACUGUUUAG
This is a messenger RNA of Penicillium waksmanii, 1671 nucleotides long. Its product is annotated as MFS transporter. Gene Ontology annotation, molecular function: transmembrane transporter activity. The record is from RefSeq and is a predicted model, not a curated record. Lineage: Eukaryota; Fungi; Ascomycota; Eurotiomycetes; Eurotiales; Aspergillaceae. The coding region runs from base 1 to 1671 and encodes 556 amino acids. The transcript has 3 exons. Gene Ontology annotation, biological process: transmembrane transport.